CUGACUUAGACUUAAAGUUAUUCGAUUGUCUUCAAAAUUCAUGCCACUCGAGUUGUGAGAAAAGUGCGCUAUGUUGGCCAAGCUACUGACCCUGGGCUCCCUUUUGGCCCACAUUAUCCCCCGCAGCUUGGGGCAGCAUGCAGGGGUCAACUGCUCGGAUCCCCAGACCGAACUGACAGUCUGUGGCCGCUUCAGUCCGAAUGGCUGCUGUGCCAAGGGCUGUGUGCGGAAUGUGCGCGGAAGGUGCGUCCAGGAGCAGUGCACCGAGUCCUGGAGCGGCUGGCUGCAGAAGCCAGUGACCAUGAGCUGCUACUUCCACUGGUUCCUGCUGAUCUUCGCCGCGCUCAUCACGGCCAUCAUGCUGGGCCUGGUGGCCUGCAAUGCGGCCUUCGAGGUGAGGCGCUACUUUCGCCAGCGGCGAGUCGAGCGGUUCAGGCGCUUCAGGGACCUGAGUGGCGUCUCCAUUGGCUCCACUCAGUGCUAGAGCACGUGUGAGUAUGAGGUCCUUGG
This is a messenger RNA of Drosophila erecta, 510 nucleotides long. RefSeq lists its product as uncharacterized. NCBI's taxonomy places the organism in Eukaryota, Metazoa, Arthropoda, Insecta, Diptera, Drosophilidae. The record is from RefSeq and is a predicted model, not a curated record. Bases 71 to 484 code for a protein of 137 amino acids. The transcript has a single exon.